This is a messenger RNA of Pyricularia oryzae 70-15, 552 nucleotides long. RefSeq lists its product as uncharacterized. The coding region runs from base 74 to 364 and encodes 96 amino acids. Lineage: Eukaryota; Fungi; Ascomycota; Sordariomycetes; Magnaporthales; Pyriculariaceae. The transcript is spliced from 2 exons. The record is from RefSeq and is a predicted model, not a curated record.
AUUCAUCUUGCAAGUGAGACAAAUCUUUCGGCUAUCGCAUUCAUCAACAUCGUCUACUUGAAUAACCAAUCGUAUGGAUACAAUCAUGUCGCGACGCGAAGAAGAAGCCAAAGUAAAGUCUUGGGGAUUCCCCCACGUAUUUACCUGGACGGAUGGACCAAAUGCACACUACACCCCACAUACCCACAACGGCCUCACCACCCAUCUCAUCCUCGAUGGCGAGCUCACCAUCACUUAUCCCGAGGAUGAGAAUCCCACCAAAGAGACUUUUGGCGUGGGCAGUCGGAUCGAUGUCGACGCUGGUCGAUUGCAUGAAGUCUGGGUCGGCAAGGCUGGCUGCACCUACGUUAUUGGAGAAAAGUGACGGGAAGUUGCAUUCAGAGCAAGCCCCGUCGGAAUUGCCCAGUUGAUCUUUGUCUGUUGCUUUUUGGUCAAAACUAAUUUCAAAUGGUUGAACACAAUCCACGCUUCCUCCAUGUCUCGCAUGCUUCCCCAAUCCCAUGCAUCAUCUCUUUGUUGAUUGUGGCUUAAGGAUUAAUACCACUGGUAGAA